AUGGCUUCAUUGAACUUUUUGCGAACAGUGGGCUCAUGCUGGACACUGCCGCAUACAAGCCGGCUCGUGAAGAAUCGAUCGCCCGCUUUUAAAACUGUUUCGUGUCCGGCACACUGUAUGGUUGGUUGUUUGAUAAAGGACACAUGCAGGACCAGGACUACCCACAGAGCCAAUAGGAUGGAAAAAGAGUUUACUCGCUAUCUCAGUAAUGUCACAUCAAUCAAAAGUUACAGCACGUACAAUAUCCAAAUGAGCUGCUGGAAGUGUAGUGAAGCUUUUGUCAAAAGCCCUACAUUCUUCUGUUCGUCCUGUAAAGUGGUCCAGCCUCCUGAUGAGGGGGCAUCCUUCUUCAACAUCAUGGACUGUGAAUGCAUAUUUGCAUUGGAUAUUCAGAAACUCCAGAAAAGAUACUUGCAGCUCCAGCGCUCCCUGCAUCCAGACAACUUUAGCCAGAAAUCUGCGGAAGAACAAGAAUAUUCUGAACAUCAGUCAGCGCUUGUCAACAAAGCCUACAACACUCUGUUGAAGCCUUUGAGUCGUGGCCUUUACAUGCUGGAGAUGAAGGGGAUCCACUUGAACGAAGGCACGGAUCCCGGGGCGGAUGCUAAGUUUUUAAUGGAGUUGAUGGAGAUCAAUGAAUCCAUCGCGCAGGCACAGACUCAAGAGGAAGUGGAUGAGAUCAGCAAAGACACAAAAUGGAAACUAAAAGACUUGACGGAGAAGAUAGACGGCGCCCUGUGUGCAGGAGAGCUCCAAGCUGCUAAGGAACUGCUUGCCCAAAUGAAGUACUUUUCAAAUAUUGAAGAGAAAGUCAAGGAAAAACUUUCUGGAUUCAUGUAA
Molecule: messenger RNA, 840 nt
Organism: Nerophis lumbriciformis (worm pipefish)
Lineage: Eukaryota; Metazoa; Chordata; Actinopteri; Syngnathiformes; Syngnathidae
Source: RefSeq, a predicted model, not a curated record